UCUCGAGACAUUAAAUUAGGAGGUGGAGUGAGAACUGGAGCAGCGCCGGAGCAGCAGCGUUUCUUCUCCCUCCAUCAUAGCUGGAGCAGAGUCGAAAUAGCCACGAUUCUUCUCCUUCCAAAUUCGACGACGGUGUGAUGGGGAGAAGAAACGGGGGAAGGUCACUGCAUGGAACCCUCCGCCGUCGGCUGGAGUCGUGCAAGUCCAGUCACUCCACUGUCGAUGAUAUCGUUAACCACCUCCGCUCCACUUACCCCGAUUACCAACGCACCAAGCACCAAGCCCUCACUCGAUUAGUUCAACAAGUCCUCGAGCCACGUUCCAAACACGCGACCAAAGUCUCUGCCAAGCGCAGCGGCCACGAUGGCGACGAAGAAAGUGGUCGAAGCGCGCUCCGAAAGAGACAGAAGAGAGUCGACGAAGGUGAAACUCAGGGUUCUGCAUCUUCGUCCUCUGCUUCAAGCUUGAGCGCGUCUGGGAGCAGCAGCAGUGAGGAUGAUGAUGGCAGCACAGUGUCUGUUUCGACAUCGGAGGACGCAAAAUACCGGGAGAAGUACGAACCUGCUGUCGAUUUGAUGAAGACGAUGCUGCGGAAAGCGUAUACUCCCACGAAGGAUGAUAGUGCGAGGAAGAUGAAACACGUCGUGCAAGAUAAGAACGUUGAAAUGGAGGUCGCCAAUAGUGACAAGGCUACUAAUGAGAUUUGUGCUAAGAAUGGAGGCGGAGGCAAAGUGAAGGCGGCUUUGAAUUUGAAGGAUGGUGGUGGCAGCUUUGUUAAGGUGAAGGCAGGACCUAGGUUAAGUGAUUUGGGUGGGAUGAAGGAUCUUCUGGAAACGCUGGUGCAAGAAGUGAUUGUUCCAUGGUAUUAUCCUGAGCUUCCAAGAAAGCUAUGUCGUACUCCUACUACUGGAAUCUUGCUGCAUGGGCCACCCGGUUGUGGCAAGACCACACUGGCUCACGCCAUAGCAAAUGCGACCCGUGUUCCCUUCUAUCCGAUAUCAGCUACUGAGUUGGUUUCUGGAGUAUCGGGUGCAUCUGAAGAGAAUAUCAGAGAGCUUUUCGCUAAAGCGCAUCGGACUGCCCCAUCAAUCGUCUUCAUUGAUGAGAUUGAUUCAAUUGCUUCGAAAAGAGACAAUUUACAGCGAGAGAUGGAGAAAAGAAUUGUUACACAGUUACUUGCCUGCAUGGAUCAAUCAAGUAGGUGUAUGCAAUCCGCUAAUGAUUCGGACAGUUCUAAUGUUAAUCCUAGCUAUGUUCUUGUAAUUGGAGCUACAAAUAGGCCUGAUGCUCUUGACUCGGCCUUGAGAAGGCCUGGGCGGUUUGAUCGGGAGUUUGUUCUUGACAUUCCUGAUGAAUCAUCGAGAGAACAUAUCCUCUCUUUGCUCACUCGCAAUCUUCCACUUCAGGGUUCAUUGGAUCUAAAAGACAUAGCCAGGUCUACACCAGGAUAUGUCGGUGCUGAUUUGGCAGCCUUGAUUACGGGGGCGUGUAAUUUGGCCAUGAAGAGAAUUAUUUCCAAAAGGAUAGGGAAACAUGAGACAAUUGAUCUUGAAGACUGGUGGAGGUGGGGCGAACCUUGGCCUCUUGAAGAUAUGGAUAAGCUUGUCUACACAAUGUCUGAUUUCCAGGAAGCUUUGAAAAUUGUGCAACCUUCAUUAAAAAGAGAGGGCUUCUCAUCCAUUCCCGAUGAGAAAUGGGAAGAUGUUGGCGGCCUUGAUUAUUUAAGGAAGGAGUUUAAAAAUAGAAUAAUAAGGCCGAUAAAAUAUCCUGAGGUUUAUCAGGCAUCUAGGUUUGCAAAUCAGACGGGAAUUUUGCUUUUUGGGCCCCCUGGUUGUGGUAAAACUCUUAUUGCCAAAGCUGUUGCCAAUGAGGCAGGAGUUAAUUUUAUUCAUAUUAAGGGGCCUGAGCUCUUAAAUAAAUUUGUUGGAGAAAGUGAGCGAGAAGUUCGACUGCAGUUUAGUCGGGCAAGGGCAUGCUCACCCUGUAUAUUAUUUUUUGAUGAGGUGGAUGCUUUGGCAACCAAACGUGGUGCAGAAGGUGGAUCAGGCAUUGAACGAGUAGUGGAUCAGUUACUAAUUGAGCUAGACGGUGCGGGGAAACGCCAAAAUGUUUUUGUCAUUGGUGCAACAAAUAGGCCUGAUAGGAUGGAUGAGGCUCUCCUCCGUCCUGGUAGAUUUGGUAAACUACUUUACGUUCCUCUGCCAAGCGCUGACCAGCGGUUUUCAAUAUUGAAAGCUCAUUUAAGGAAGGAGCCUGUUGAUCCUACUGUGGAUCUGAGAGCCAUAGCUGAAGCGUGUGAAAAUUUUAGUGGUGCAGACCUUGCUGAAUUGGUGGAUGAAACAACUCGUGCUGCUCUUGAUGAGAAAUUCACCCCAGUUGAAGAAGCUUUGAACUCAGUUGAAGCUUCUAGUGAUUAUACUUGCAAGCCAAGACAUUUUGAUAUAGCACUUAGUAAUGUCUUUCCCUCUGUGUCUCCGGCGAAAAGGCGUAGGUAUGAGCGCUUGGCAAAGCGUUUUAAAGCAUCACGAGGAUCAUGACACUGGUUGUUUUAGGAGAUAUAAUCCUUCCUCUUCUAGUCGACUUAAACUUAAGCACUACAAGAAAAUGUGUAUUAAAAUAUUUUUUAGCUGGAAUAUUUUUAAGUUUUAACACUUAUUUCAGGUUAUUUUUUUGUGAUAAUAUAUUAUUAAUAUUUGAAAGUUAGUAACUAUUUAAAGUUAUAAUUGAAAAA
This is a messenger RNA of Arachis ipaensis, 2731 nucleotides long. The record is from RefSeq and is a predicted model, not a curated record. NCBI's taxonomy places the organism in Eukaryota, Viridiplantae, Streptophyta, Magnoliopsida, Fabales, Fabaceae.